Molecule: messenger RNA, 2362 nt
Organism: Physella acuta
Lineage: Eukaryota; Metazoa; Mollusca; Gastropoda; Physidae
Source: RefSeq, a predicted model, not a curated record
CAUGCCAGCCGUACGAAGAAGGAUCCGAUGUUAGUUUCCAAUGUACAGACAGCAACCGCAGUAGAGACCUAUACUGGCAUCACAAUGAUGCACGGGUUGCUACAUGCCUUCACAAUUCAACCAAAUGCUCUUCAAACUACCACGUAGUUCGUGAAAACGGGACCAGUAUUAUAUCCCUAAUUGGCAUCAGCAGACGGGGUCCAUCGAAAGAGGGUCGUUGGCGCUGUGGAUACGAUUCCCCCGACGAGGAUCUCUACCAUUGUGACUUAAUUAUUUAUCAUGCUCCAGAAAACCUUGAUUGCAAGCCCCCAGUACUAACACAAGAAGAAAAACAGCACGUUGUAGUUGUGAACUGUUCAGCUUUCAACGUUUUCCCAACAGCCAAUUGCACUUUCUUUAGACGGAUUUCAUUGAACAAUGACGUAGAACUACAAACAUCUUCUUACCGACAAGAAAAUGCACAAGAUAACCCGAUAUAUUACAACUUAUUUUGCGGCUUAACAUAUCCAAUUAAGGAUGAUCUAGUUGGCAACUUGACCUUUUUUCUACAAAUGUCGAUGGACGUGAACAAAACAUAUGAUAGCAACCAAACCAGCAUCCAUAUAGACGCACCAAAAGCAACUUUGCUCGAUGGCUGUUUUUCUAAGAGAGAAGACAACGUUUUCUGGCCCACUGAUACAAUCCACUGUAAAUGUGAAAUGAGAGAUAUUGAUAAUGGUACAAUUAGUAUUGUCUGGAUUGAUGCCGAUCAGCGUAAAAUCAAUUACAAUCCAACAAUUGUCAUCCAUUACGAUGAUGAUAAGGAUACUACGUUUAUUUGUGAAGGGACCAGCCGUUCUGGAAAAGUAUACAAUAUUACAUACAUACCUAAUUUUGCAGAUGCCGCUAAAGUAACACUAUUCACCGCAAACGGAGAAAGAGACCUCAAUGUUGAGAACGCCACGGUUGUGGAGUUUAGCUGUGAGGUGGACAGCAAACCACGUGGUACAGUUUACAUCACUGACAGCUCAGGUCAACGACUGGACGGUACAUCGAAACUUUUGACCUGCGAUGACACGGGGACCUACACAUGUCAGGCGUUUAAUGAGAUUUUCCACAGGGACAUAUCAAGACAAUAUGUUCAUGUAACUGUUAAAUGCAAUCCCUGGCUAGAACUAAUCACCACCGGCUCUAAAAUUCAACGAGUCUACGCUAACACGGCUGAAAAUGUCAGCAUUGACUUUGAGCUGAGUAUGGGAAACACACAAAUAAUAAAGUAUGAAAUUUAUAAAGAUGGUAAAGAUACGCCCACUGUGAUGUAUGCAGACAAAGUUGAAAACGUUGAAUAUGGUCGAUAUUGCAUUCAAUUUCAGUCCCUGAGUGAAACACAUUACAAAAUUACAUUAAAUAUUUUUAAUAUUGAGAGUUUAGAUUUUGGUACCUAUACUCUCAAAAUUUAUGAUGACAACGGUGAUGUAGUGGAGGGUAGUAUGGAAAUUAAAGGAAAUAUAUCAGACGAAGAUCUUAAUUUGUCUCUAUUUGGUUCCACUGUUGGAUUGUCUAUUGCUCUUCUAUUUUGUUUUGGCAUAAUAUCUCUUAUAUGGCGAACUGGAUCUAGCAGCGCAGGUGUGAAAGCACAGAACAACAACACGACUAGCAACACGACUAACAACAGCACUGACAACAUGACUGACAACGUGACUGACAACGUGACUGAAAACACGAUUAACAACACGAUUGACAACACAACUCGCAACACGACUGAGAACACGAGUAACAACACGAUUCACACAGCAAGAACUAAUACUUCGAAGAGAGAGGACGCUCAUACAUCGGGAGACAGUUUCAACACGGCAAAUGAAAUAAUAGGUCUUCUGGCUAAUAGCUUAGAGCCAUACAGUGUCAAUCAGGAAAGGAAGCCUACAGAAGAAACUCAUUUAAAAUCACCUUCUUCAGGUGUCAGAGUACCCCCUGUUGGAGAUGACUCAAGUACUUCACAGUCGAAUAAUUUCGCUUUUCAAAGUAUUCAAGAUAAUGAACGUUCAAACACAUGUCAGGAAGUUCAAGGCUAUGCAUCCCUUAACCCUGGCUCAAACGUGUAGACUCCUGAUGGUUCUUCUAAGUAUGGUUCAAGAUAUAGAAUUCUGUGCACUACAUCGACUUGAGCCUGCCAUUGUAUGUUAUGCAAAACGCGAAAAAUUGGACUUUCCAGUCGUUGACGAGUUUCUGAUUUCUCUACAGGCCGCAUGUUGAAAUGUCUUCAAUUUAGUUGUUUAAAUAGAUUGUUAUUUUUAUACAAACAUGUUUAUGUUUUCCCAUUGCCUAACAAAUGCACGUUUUUAAACAUAAACAUCGUACUUUCAUUGUUUAAAAACGCAAACAC